GGGCCGUGCCAUGCCCAGAGCCCUUUGUGACCUUGGGGACACUGCCAGGAACGCCCCUCCCUCAGGAGGCCGCACUUCCCGGGAUCCCCCAGAGGAUCCCCCAAGCCCUCUGAGGCUCAGGAUCACGGAGAUGGCGGAGAAAGCAAAUCCCAAAUCCCAGCCCAAGAAGGGGCAGGCGACCCGCCAGAGGAGGGGCCAGGUGGCCGUGCCCCACGCCAGGCCGGCCCAGGAGGUGACAGCGCCUGCCCGGCCCGCGCGCGACCCCGGCACCGGCCACCGGCCGCUGCCCCCUGCGCUGGCAGCGCCCCUGACCGCUCCUGGCCGGAGCAGGGCCCCGGCCAGCGGCCACCGCCCGCGUGUCCCCAGCGGCCAGGACAGCCCGGGGAUGGCCACGGCCACGCGGGGCCAGGCAGGGGACCCUGGGGACAGCACGGAGCCGGCCCAGUGCAGGGUCAGGGUGGCCCGGCUGACCGAGGCCGGGCUGAGGCAGCUGGGGGGGAUCUCCAGGCACCAGCGGACCCUGGAGUGGCUGGAGAGCACCUUCGCCAGCAGAGCCGAGGUCGUGGCCGAGCUGCAGGAAGAGCUGGAUGGAUUCUGGGAGUUCCAGGAGCGUGAGAAGAAUUAGGGUGGAAAAGGCCCCUGAGAUCAUCGAGUCCAACCGGACCAAACUCCACCACGGCCGCCAGGGCCACGUCCAGCCCCUCCCUGGACACCUCCACCACUCUGAGGGACAGGCACCAAAGGGGAAGCUGAGAAGGCAGAGCCAGACCCUGCUCAGGACAAGCUGAAAUACAGGAAUUCCCACGGGAAUUCCCAGGAAAAGCCCUUUUCCCCGUGAGGAUGACCCACCACUGGGACAGGCUGCCCAGAGAAGCUGCGGAGCUCCAUCCCAACGGGAUGUGGACCCGAGAAGCUCCUGUAGCUCCGUGGGGAGCUGGACAUGGUGAUCUCCAGAGCUUCCCUCCAACCUUGGUCCGUGGUGCUGUGAGGAGGGGGACACCUUCCCUAUGGAGCUUCUGGAUGUGCUCCAGGGACCACGGAAUGGCUUGGCCUGGAAGGAACCUUGGAAACCACCCAGUUCCACUGCCUGCCGUGGGCAGGGACACCUUCCAUUACCCAAAGUUCCUCCAAGCCCCGUCCAACCUGGCUGUGAGCGCUUCCAGGGUCUAGAAACAAAACUAAGAUGAACCUUCCCACCCAACACCUGUGGAAAACACGUCCUGGAGCAUCCCAAUAAAGAGCUUUUACACAGA
Vidua chalybeata is the source of this 1253-nucleotide messenger RNA. Its product is annotated as translation initiation factor IF-2-like. Lineage: Eukaryota; Metazoa; Chordata; Aves; Passeriformes; Viduidae. The transcript is spliced from 2 exons. Bases 11 to 625 code for a protein of 204 amino acids. The record is from RefSeq and is a predicted model, not a curated record.